AUGAACGGAAGGAAAGUGGUAACGAGCGCUAUCAUCGUGUCGCCGCCCAAGGAUACGUGGGGACCCAUCCAGGACAUCAGGCUGAAGUUCGAUAAGGCCUACAAGCGUUGGAUGCCCCACAUCAAUCUCAUCUACCCGUUCUUCCCUCAGUCCCAGUUCGAGUCGGUGCUGCCCGAGCUCAAGGCCGGACUCGCCGGCGUGGCUCCCUUCACCGUGCGCUUCGAAACGUUUGACUACUUCGAGCACGGCGCCAGCAGCUGUACCCUCUUCCUCAAGCCCACCGUACAGCCUCCGAAUGCGCUGCGCGAGCUGCAGGCGGCGCUGGAACGCGUCUUCCCGGCGUGCAACGAACAAUCGACCAAGAGCGAGGACGGCUUCCAUGCUCACCUCACCGUAGGCCAAUUUAGGGGCAAGUGCGCGGCCGAGAGCUGCGGCGCGGCGUGGGAAGCCGUGCUUGGCCAGACAGGCGAUGACCAGCGGUGUCGAGUAGAAGAGCGCAAGCUGCAAUCUUUCUGA
This is a messenger RNA of Acanthamoeba castellanii str. Neff, 516 nucleotides long. RefSeq names its product polynucleotide adenyltransferase. The transcript has 4 exons. Bases 1 to 516 code for a protein of 171 amino acids. The record is from RefSeq and is a predicted model, not a curated record. NCBI's taxonomy places the organism in Eukaryota, Discosea, Longamoebia, Acanthamoebidae.